Messenger RNA from Nematostella vectensis (starlet sea anemone), 992 nucleotides. Its product is annotated as serine/threonine-protein phosphatase PP1-alpha-like. The record is from RefSeq and is a predicted model, not a curated record. NCBI's taxonomy places the organism in Eukaryota, Metazoa, Cnidaria, Anthozoa, Actiniaria, Edwardsiidae. The transcript has 5 exons. The coding region runs from base 77 to 526 and encodes 149 amino acids. Gene Ontology annotation, cellular component: cytoplasm; nucleus. Gene Ontology annotation, molecular function: protein serine/threonine phosphatase activity.
GUAACAGUCGCAAGAAUACAGAAGGGAGGCGCCUCGAUUGGAGUAUAUAGUAUAAGGACGCAGGAUUCGUGGGAGCAUGAGUUUCCUGCAUUAUCAAUUGAUCAGAAAUCUAGAGAGACCAAUGGAUGUCCCUGAUAAAGGACUGGUGUGUGACCUACUGUGGUCCGACCCAGACGAGGAUAUUACUGGAUGGGGAGAUAAUGAUAGGGGCGUUUCCUGGACAUUUGGUGGUGAUGUGGUGCGAGAGUACCUGGAAAAGUAUGGCUUCAGUUUGGUGGUGCGGGCACAUCAGGUUGUUGAAGAUGGAUACAGAUUUUUCGAGAAAAGAAAGCUGGUAACACUUUUCAGUGCACCCAACUACUGUGGAGAAUUUGACAAUGCUGGGGGAGUAAUGUCAGUUGGUGAAAAUCUCAUGUGUUCAUUCAGCAUACUGAAGCCUCAAAGUCUACAGGUGAUAUUUGAGGAGGCAGAGGAGAAGCCAAAGAAAAGUGCCAGUAUCUUCAACAACAGGAUAGCUGUGGCAUGACAAAAUAAUUAUUCCUUAACCCCCCCCCCCCCCCCAAGUUUCAAGAAAGGGGAAGCCGGAAACAUUGUUCUUCCGUGGAUUUCCUUAUAUGUCUUGUUACUUUUAAGCCGCAAAUGUCUGAAAAUAGGGGAGGCCGGGCCCCGCUCGGCUCACCCCUAGAUCCGCCCCUGGCAAUGCCCCCAAUCCAAGUAUUUGGAGGGCUGUUACUGGUUUCAGCCUGGAGAUUUCGCAUUAUCUUACGCUUUGAAACAUAUUUUGUACUUUGUGCUGUAUUACCGUACCGUCAUCACAACAGUCAUUACCAUUCAUGAUGUAAAGUAAUAUUUAAUUUCUAUUUAUGAUUUUUCACAUUUGAAAGACGGAUCGACAAGAUGAUCUAGUAUUAUUUAACUUAUUUGAUAUUUAUUAAUUGAAUCAUUAAUUGUCUAUUUAGAUUUAUAAUAAAGAGGUGAAACGAUUUUCACGA